CACUUGUUGUUGCUUCCUGACAUUUUAGAAACUGCAAAUAUGACUCUGCAGUAACUCUCCUCAAUAAGUUAAACUGUUAAACAAUGUUUCUCCUGACUUUUUGGGGGCAAUGGACUUAGGUCUAUUUAAAAGAUAAUGACAUGGAAAUAGUUGUGCGCUUUUUGGAUGGAUACUCUGUAAAUAAACAUCCCAGGAGAGAGAGAGAGAGAAAAAAAACUGACUCCAUCCUCUGCUUAUGCUCAGCUGUCUUUGCCGUCGUCGCCUCCCAGCGCUGCUCUCUACUCGUGUUGAAGAAGACGAGAAACAAGUCAGACUAGUUCAGACCAGAGAUGGCAGCCGGCCGGACCGCGACGACGCUUAAGGUAAAUGACGAAGUUCCUUCCUUGGAUUUGGAUCAGGCGGGCAAUAUCCCGAAGAGGCAUGCCCGAGUCACCGUGAAGUACAACAGGAAGGAGCUACAGCGGCGGCUCGACGUGGAGAAGUGGAUCGACGAGAACUUGGACCGGCUGUACGCGGGUCAGGAGCGUGAUAUACCAGAGGAGGUGAACAUUGAUGACUUGAUUGACCAGCCUAAUGACGAGGAGCGAGUCAAACAGUUAAAGGAACUGCUUCGAAAGUGCCGUAACAACACAGAGACCUUCAUCAGAGAGCUAGUGGGAAAGCUGGAGGGAGUUCACAAGCAGGACGAGCUGCAGAGCGAAGGCAUCGAACAUCCGAUCAUCUGCCACAGCCAUCACCGCCAUGAGCCCUACCACUUUCACAACCCACAGCACCAAUCCCACCACCAACGAGGCCAAAACCAGACCCUCUGACGAAUCCCCCAUCAACGCACACACACACACACACACACACACACACACACACACACACAUACACACUGUCAUGACAUGAAAACAGAAAUGUCAGUUAUAUUGGACAAUGGAAGGCAAAGAUCAAGGAAAGAAAAUCUACCCUGAAACUUUUUAAAUAAUACACUCAUUUGCUUUCCUGCAGAAAUUAGGAUAAGAAGAUUGAUACCACUCUCAUGUAUGUCUGUUAAAUAUGAUGGUGAUAAGCUACUUAGCUUAGCUUAGUUUA
Messenger RNA from Thunnus maccoyii (southern bluefin tuna), 1077 nucleotides. RefSeq names its product protein phosphatase 1, regulatory (inhibitor) subunit 14Aa (gene ppp1r14aa). Lineage: Eukaryota; Metazoa; Chordata; Actinopteri; Scombriformes; Scombridae. The record is from RefSeq and is a predicted model, not a curated record. Gene Ontology annotation, molecular function: protein serine/threonine phosphatase inhibitor activity. Gene Ontology annotation, biological process: regulation of phosphorylation. Gene Ontology annotation, cellular component: cytoplasm. The transcript has 4 exons. The coding region runs from base 330 to 812 and encodes 160 amino acids.